This is a messenger RNA of Bursaphelenchus xylophilus (pine wood nematode), 1274 nucleotides long. The record is from the annotation of a GenBank genome assembly. Lineage: Eukaryota; Metazoa; Nematoda; Chromadorea; Rhabditida; Aphelenchoididae.
AUGAAUUUGCAAGCCAAUCUUCGUGGGGUGGAAGUGAGUUUUUAUUAUUUGUUUGUAUUUUUUGUGUCAGUCUGUCGGGAAAAUAAUGAGCCAAAUGUCAUCGCUGAAGUGAAAACUAGUUUGGUUUUUUCCCCUUACAAGAUAUGUAAUAAAAAAGUAUCAUUAAUUUUUUCAGGAAAGAUAUUUUUACCAUUUUCUGAUUUGGUGGGCCGUUUUUUGUCUUCAGCUUUCUUUCAAUCCUGAAGAUGAGUUCAAAGGUACCUUCUUUGUGAAGUACUCCACUUACACCAACCGGAUCACUUGGGCAAUUCUCGUCACGGCCUUUACUUUACUGCAUGCUCUCGCAGGUCGCGGCAAACCCAACUACACUGUGUUCAGAAUCGUUUUGGUAAGAUUUUUGUAUACAUAAGUCUUUAAUUAAAGGGACCUAGAAAAAAAUGACGUCACUUUUCGAAAAACUUUCUUGAAUUUUUAUGGCAUCAGGCUCAACGAAAUAUUCACUAAAAUCAAAAUAAAAACGUAUUAAGAUAGCCUUAUUUCAUACUGUAGCUAAAAAUCAAGAAGUGACAUAUUAUACGAUGAAACCUACCUGAAUGGAGAAAAUUGGUUUAGACAGGAUUGAUCGUAUGAAAUGGGUCAAUUGGACACUAGAUGUUACUUGGAAAACAAAUAUAAUCAGCGUUGACUUAAAUCGGGUGACAUUUUAUACAAUGAAUCCUUUUUUGUAAAAAAUGGUUUAUACAACUGUCAUCGUAUAACAUGUCACCAAAAGUUGGUUUCUUUUUAGAAAUGCUUCGAGUACUUCGUUUUUAUAAAUAAAGUGACAUUUUAUACGAUGAAACCUGUUUUUUGCACAAAACGAUGCUUAGGACAACAUUCAUCGUAUAAAUUUUCACGAUUCUUAUCGAAAAAUACAAAGUCCAAAUUCUCUUCACUUUUUUCACCUAAGACGUAAUAAUGUAAAAAAUUUUAGGUCUGAUCUUUUGCUCAUGCUAAAUUUUAUAAAAUAUCGAUUAAUUUUCUUGCAGGCUGCAAAUAUCGUUGGACUGGCAUACUUUGUGUUUUGGUCAAUAUUCGUGUUGAUUGAAGGUUAUGACGACUUCGUUCAUGCUUCAUUAGUGACAAAGAUUUACAUCGGCUCCAUUGUAGCCGUGUAUUCUGGAAGUACCCUUGCAUUUACUCGGAUCUUUUUCAAGUACGGUAGACGUCCGUUUGGAGAGACGAAGAAAGAAGAAAAUUAUGAGACUUUGUAUGGUUGUGAUUUGAAGAUUUGA